Leptonychotes weddellii (Weddell seal) is the source of this 2194-nucleotide messenger RNA. NCBI's taxonomy places the organism in Eukaryota, Metazoa, Chordata, Mammalia, Carnivora, Phocidae. The record is from RefSeq and is a predicted model, not a curated record.
AUAUGGACGCUGGGCAGUUCGCGGUCCCGGGUCCAGUGGGUCCCAGUGGGCCUACCACAGGUCCGCUCACGUGUACACACCCCUGCGCAGGCCAAGGACAGCGAUGACGAUGAUGAUGUCACUGUCACCGUGGACCGGGACGGCUUCAUGGAUGAGUUCUUUGAACAGGUGGAGGAGAUCCGCGGCUUCAUUGACAAGAUCUCGGAGAACGUGGAGGAGGUGAAACGGAAGCACAGCGCCAUCCUGGCCUCCCCCAACCCUGAUGAGAAGACGAAGGAGGAGCUGGAGGAGCUCAUGUCUGACAUAAAGAAGACCGCAAACAAAGUUCGCUCCAAGUUAAAGAGCAUCGAGCAGAGCAUCGAGCAGGAGGAAGGCCUCAACCGCUCAUCCGCGGACCUGAGGAUCCGAAAGACACAGCACUCCACGCUGUCCCGCAAGUUUGUGGAGGUCAUGUCCGAGUACAAUGCCACGCAGUCUGACUACCGUGAGCGCUGCAAGGGCCGCAUCCAGAGGCAACUGGAGAUCACUGGCCGGACCACGACCAGUGAGGAGCUGGAGGACAUGCUGGAGAGUGGAAACCCCGCCAUCUUUGCUUCUGGGAUCAUCAUGGACUCCAGCAUCUCAAAGCAGGCUCUGAGCGAGAUUGAGACGCGGCACAGUGAGAUCAUCAAGCUGGAGAACAGCAUCCGUGAGCUGCACGACAUGUUCAUGGACAUGGCCAUGCUCGUGGAGAGCCAGGGGGAGAUGAUUGACAGGAUUGAGUACAACGUGGAACAUUCGGUGGACUAUGUGGAGAGGGCCGUGUCUGACACCAAGAAGGCCGUCAAGUACCAGAGCAAGGCACGCCGGAAGAAGAUCAUGAUCAUCAUCUGCUGCGUGGUCCUGGGCAUUGUCAUCGCCUCCACGUUUGGAGGCAUCUUCGGCUAGAAAGCACCCCACCGGCCACCCCACUCGGAACGGUCUGCCCUCAGGAGGCCCCCUGGCUGCUGCCGCCUUCGGGCUCGGAGCCCCUUCCUUCCCAGCCCACGCCGUCCCUUUCUCUGCCGUAGGGCCCUCCGUACCCACCGUGCCCUGAGCCGUCGUGUGCAUGAUCUCUGUGACAGUGUGUGUCUAUACCGGGGAGCGAGCGGGCUGGGGCAGGUCCGCAGCAAGGACAGACUCAGGCCCUGGCCCAGGCCGCCUCCCCCUUCCCAGGUGGCGCUGCCGGGGGUAGCCGUGCUCCCCUUCCCCCGCCUCCCGUUAAUCCCACCCCAGCCUGGGGUCUGCCCUGACCUCUGGCCUCUCCAGCUGUGCCCCAAAGCCAAGCCCCCUAAGGGGUGGGGACCAGCUGGCCGCACGGUGCUGCUUUUCAGGCUAAGGAAGGGGUGGCCCUGAGAGGCAGCCCAGCUCUAAGCCUCUACCAGCUGACCACUGCCAGGGAGGCUCAGGGUGCAGUGGCCAGGUGGCUUCUGGCUUUGCCAAGACCGGGCUCCCUGCCCGCGUCGGGGCAGAGUCCAGCAGGUCUUGGCCGCCUCAUACUCCCUUCCCACGUUCCCACAGCCCUGGGAGCAACCCCUCUGGGCUAUGCCUGACCCCGGGUCACGUUCUACGAGAGGCUGCCCGGUGCCUGGUUUCCAGCCACCCUUCGAGCUAGGGAGGCAGACCGGGCCCGGCGGGCCCCUGCCAGAGCCGAAGCCCACGCCCCGGGCCGGCCACCCUCCCCGGCAGGCCUCGGUCAGGUUCUCAAGCCAUCGGGUGUUGCAUGUUUGGGACAAUGGCCCCUGCUCUCUUGCGCUCUGGAAGUCAGACGUCAUUCAGGCCUGCAAUCGCGUCCUGCCCUUGCUGUCCCCCACUGACGUGCCACGUGGGUGUCGGGUGUCUGGGAUGCGGUAUUCAGCAGCCAGCCGGGGAGGAGUACCUCCCUCCUCCGUCUCGGGGCUUCUCAAGUCGGAAACGUGCCCCCACCCAAGAGCCCUCUUCCUCACUGACAGGCUUGGAGUGUGCAUGCGAGUGCAUGCAGUGGGGGAUGGGGCCACGUCCGUGCCCCGCCUUCCCUCAGCUCUGCUCCUGCCCAGUGACUGUGACCACUGUCCGUGUUGCCUUCUUCAACCGCGACUUCCCUCCCCUCCUUCACCCCUUCACCAAAGGUCUUGGUACAACCAGCUGCCCAUUUUGUGAAAUUUUUAUGUAGAAUAAACAUUUGUAUCUGGAUUUC